Brassica napus (rape) is the source of this 3009-nucleotide messenger RNA. Its product is annotated as probable serine/threonine-protein kinase PBL24. The record is from RefSeq and is a predicted model, not a curated record. Gene Ontology annotation, biological process: protein phosphorylation. Bases 1648 to 2802 code for a protein of 384 amino acids. Gene Ontology annotation, molecular function: protein kinase activity; ATP binding. Lineage: Eukaryota; Viridiplantae; Streptophyta; Magnoliopsida; Brassicales; Brassicaceae. The transcript has 5 exons.
UAGUUAUAUUUUACUAACCGAAAUACCGAAAACCGAAAAAAAACCGAACCUAAACCGAACCGAUAUCCGGAUUGAACACCCCUAACCUAUAUAUAUAUAAGGAGAACCUAAACCAUAGAAAAAGGGAUCAACCAUAAUACACAUAAAAUAUUAGAACUAGAGUUUAUACACCAAUCGUUGAAUUUCCUGCUCUAAAGAUCAAUAAAACACCACUUGUGAUCUCUUUUCAUGCUUUUCUUUACUUGCUCAUAUGUUCCGUAGUGCCACAAACGCACCUUCAUAGAUUUAUGCUAACAGUUUGGCUCUAGAAGAAGGGGUAAUCCAAACUAAGAUACGAUGACGCAAAAUGAGCAUAACGAGCAGUUUUCAGCCACCCCAGUCGAAAUUGAAUUGCAAGCUCGGAUUAAAGCUUGCAAAGCCAAGUCACCGAGUUACAUAGAACUUGGGAGAACAACGCUUCUACAGAUGAUUCCGAACUCCUCUCGAAGGUUCAAGUUUUGAAGGACACGGUGAACUAGCACUCCAAGCUGUUGGAGAAUAGCGUGGAAAAUCUUUCACAACUUCAAGCUGAAAACUUAAUCUUUCGAGAAGAGAAUUCACCUCUUCAUACGACAAGAAACAAGCAGCCACGGUUCCACACCUGGGUUCGACCCAUGCAAUCUCUGGGAACUGUGACUGAAGGAGGCAAUUCCAGCCGACAUGGUCCACCACCGAUGGAAGAAUUGACAAUUGGGAUCAAUGCUAUAGAAUGAACUCAUACAACCAUGCAAACGACAAUUCUGACGAGGAGAUGCAAGAGGCCGUAGUAGCAAAAAAAAUCAGUGAUGACGGCCUAUCUCGAGCAGGUCUUCUCCAAGAAGAUCGAAGCCAUUCAAUCGACGACUGAGAGGCUCCCGGGUGUCGCUCCUCCAAUCCGACGAAGUGCUCAUGAUUCUUAUGAUGGCACCCUUCGUGGAUGAGAUCACCUUAAUACAUAUGCCAAGGAAAUUCUCCUUCCCUAACAUUGAAUUUAUGACGGCACCAAUGACCCAGACAAUCAUGCGGCUCUGUGCAAGCAAUGAAUGCUUACUGUGCAAGCAAUGAAUGCUUACUCGACAGCUAAUAAAGCCAACUUUUUUGUAGUUGGUCGAAUUAUUUAUUGCAUCUGUCUGAUGUCGUUCAGAAAAUACGUACAAAAAGAACACGAAAAAUCUAAAAGGAGAUGUUAGCAAAUUAGGAUCUGGUAAAAACAAUCAUAAUUUAUUUUUAGAAAAUCCCACCAAAGAUGUUCUGUUUUAUUAACUUCUUCAACCAAGGGAAGGUACAAGGCGGUUUUAUAACAGAAAACAGCCUUCUCACAUCGUGUCCUGAGGUUGUCUUUGUCGUUCUUGCUUCAUCAUAAAAACAAUUUUCCUUCUUAAAAUCAUCUAAUAACGAAACCCAAUCUACGAAAAUCUGCAGAACUAAAUAAACGAGAGGAUUAAUAACCUGUUUCAAGUAUUGAUUGUUCUUGUGUUUUUCUUGCAAAACCCAUCAGCAGCAAGCGAGAUAUACCCCAAGGAUAGUUACGCAAUGGAACAAUGGAAGUUUAUAGGAAUAAACUAGUGAUCCUCUGACCUCGGAAAACUACAAAACAAAGAACUAGCUUAGGUUUUAAACUUUGUAGAAAUGAGUUGUUUCUUGGGGUCAUCCACGCACAGCAAAAGUAGGGAGAAUGAAGGCUCAUCCAUGGUUGCUGCUUAUGAACAACAGAACCCUCAGUGGAAUGAUCGGGGACAAAUAACUUCAUGGGAAUCAGUGGCAAUUAGCAAAGAAUCACCAAUCAAUAUUGAGGCAAAGAGUUACACAUUCCGUGAAUUAGCGGCUGCUACAAAUAGUUUCAAGCAAGAGUUCUUGAUUGGAGAAGGAGGAUUCGGUAGAGUUUACAAAGGGAAGCUGGAGAAAACCGGACAGGUGGUGGCUGUGAAGCAACUUGAUAGAAAUAGAUUACAAGGGAACAGAGAGUUUCUGCUAGAGAUCUCUGCGUUAAGUACUCUUAAUCAUCCCAACCUUGUUGAUCUUAUUGGAUAUUGCCUUGACGGAGACCAAAGACUUCUUGUUUAUGAGUUUAUGCCUCUUGGUUCCCUUGAAGAUCAUCUCCUCGUUAAACCAGAUGUUGCACCGGGACAACAACCAUUGGAUUGGAACACUCGGUUAAGGAUAGUCUUAGGAGCUGCAAAAGGGCUUGAGUAUCUCCACGAAAAGGCAAACCCUCCGGUGAUAUAUCGAGAUUUUAAAUCGUCGAAUGUAUUGCUCAACAGAGAUUUCGAUGUAAAACUAUCAGAUUUUGGUUUGGCAAAACUUGGUUCGGUUGGUGACACACAAAAUGCAUCUUCCCGAGUUACGGGAACCUACGGUUAUUGUGCUCCUGAGUAUCAGAAAACCGGUCACCUAACGGUUAAAUCUGAUGUGUAUAGUUUUGGAGUCGUGUUGUUGGAACUCAUAACCGGUAAACGUGUUAUUGACACAACGAGACCGAGUCAUGAACAAAAUCUUAUUACCUGGGCACAACCGAUUUUCAGAAAACCAAAUAGAUUCCCGGAGCUAGCUGAUCCACUCCUUCGAGGCGAGUUCCCGGAAAAAAGUCUAAACCAAGCUAUAGCAGUAGCGGCAAUGUGUCUGCAUGAAGAACCAAUAGUUCGACCUUUAAUCAGCGAUGUCGUUACCGCCUUAAGUUUUAUGAGCACAGAAACCGAUUCAUCAUCUGGUUUCACCGGUAGCGUCCUGAAAUUUCAACCUUCGUCUGGUAAAAUUAAAACAGUGGAGGACCUGCUUCAAUAUUAGUCACCUCCAAGACAAAGAGAUGUGAACUUGCUACUAUAAAGACUUUUACAAAACGUUUCGAAACUUAUUUAUUUUCUUUUCAUUUAUUUAUUUAUUUAUUUAUAUAAUAUUGUAUAGUUAAAUAUUCAAGCCAUGUUUUUUUGGCCGAUUAAGCAUGACAUAUAUAGAGUUUUACCAAAAUAAAUUAAAAUUGAAUAUUUUUCCUUA